AUGUCCACCGCUCCGACAUCAUCGCCGCUCGUCAAGCCCUCGCGCAUUUCGCAGCUCCCCGCCGAGCUCCUCCUCAUGAUCCUCGGCCAGCUCGACUACUUUGACCUCAAGCGCGUGCGCCGCGUGUGCAAGGCCUUCGAUACGCUCGUCAAGGACCCCAAAUUCGACCGCGUCCUCUUCCGUCAAGGCGUCAAGCCGCUCAAGCCCGGGCAGAAGGUCGCCCUGCACCCUAUCCUUGACCUUGUCGACUGCAUGUGGGUCACGGCGACCACGGCGACGCUGAUGGACCUCGCCAACCUCAACGUCUACGAGGUUCCCGCGUGCGACGAGUUCGCCACCGCGCCCGCCUGCGCCGCGCUCGUGCUCAACAUGUUCGACACCUGGUAUGGACGAGGCGAACAGCUCGUGACGAGCGACGUCGGCCUCACGGUGCGCGACAUCCUGCACGAGCUGGCGGAGUACUGGGAAACCGGGCCAGGGGCGCACUCGCUCGUCAUGGAGCAAGGCGGGCACGCCUUCGCGGGUUGGCGGCACCCCAUAGUGCUCAAGGACGGCACGGUGUGCCUCCAAGCGUGCCCAUUCGACCACUGAGAAGCCCUUCUCUCCUUGCGCACCCCUCGUCGUUCCCGCGCUCCCUCUCGUCGC
Rhodotorula graminis WP1 is the source of this 645-nucleotide messenger RNA. RefSeq lists its product as uncharacterized. The transcript has 2 exons. Lineage: Eukaryota; Fungi; Basidiomycota; Microbotryomycetes; Sporidiobolales; Sporidiobolaceae. The coding region runs from base 1 to 591 and encodes 196 amino acids. Gene Ontology annotation, molecular function: protein binding. The record is from RefSeq and is a predicted model, not a curated record.